Ylistrum balloti is the source of this 2193-nucleotide messenger RNA. Its product is annotated as calphotin-like. The record is from RefSeq and is a predicted model, not a curated record. The transcript has 2 exons. NCBI's taxonomy places the organism in Eukaryota, Metazoa, Mollusca, Bivalvia, Pectinida, Pectinidae. The coding region runs from base 1 to 2193 and encodes 730 amino acids.
AUGUACCGAGUAUCUAGUGUAGCAGAAUCAGUAGCUGUUAUAGGGACUAUAUCUAGUGUAGCAGAAUCAGUAGCUGUUAUAGGGACUAUAUCUAGUGUAGCGGCAUCAGUACCUGUUAUAGGGCCUAUAUCUACUGAAGCGGCAUCAGUACCUGUUAUAGGGACUAUAUCUAGUGUAGCAGCAUCAAUACCUGUUAUAGGGACUAUAUCUAGUGUAGCAGCAUCAAUACCUGUUAUAGGGACUAUAUCUAGUGUAGCAGAAUCAGUAGCUGUUAUAGAGACUAUAUCUAGUGUAGCAGCAUCAAUACCUGUUAUAGGGACUAUAUCUAGUGUAGCAGCAUCAAUACCUGUUAUAGGGACUUUAUCUAGUGUAGCAGAAUCAGUAGCUGUUAUAGGGACUAUAUCUAGUGUAGCAGAAUCAGUAGCUGUUAUAGGGACUAUAUCUAGUGUAGCAGAAUCAGUACCUGUUAUAGAGACUAUAUCUAGUGUAGCAGCAUCAAUACCUGUUAUAGGGACUAUAUCUAGUGUAGCAGAAUCAGUAGCUGUUAUAGAGACGAUAUCUAGUGUAGCGGCAUCAGUACCUGUUAUAGAGACUAUAUCUAGUGAAGCAGCAUCAGUACCUGUUGUAGGGACUAUAUCUAGUGUAGCAGAAUCAGUAGCUGUUAUAGGGACUAUAUCUAGUGUAACGGCAUCAGUACCUGUUAUAGGGACUAUAUCUAGUGUAGCAGCAUCAGUACCUGUUAUAGGGACUAUAUCUAGUGUAGCGGCAUCAGUACCUGUUAUAGGGACUAUAUCUAGUGUAGCGGCAUCAGUACCUGUUAUAGGGACUAUAUCUAGUGUAGCAGAAUCAGUACCUGUUAUAGAGACUAUAUCUAGUGUAGCGGCAUCAGUACCUGUUAUAGGGACUAUAUCUAGUGUAGCAGAAUCAGUACCUGUUAUAGAGACUAUAUCUAGUGUAGCGGCAUCAGUACCUGUUAUAGGGACUAUAUCUAGUGUAGCAGCAUCAGUACCUGUUAUAGGGACUAUAUCUAGUGUAGCAGAAUCAGUACCUGUUAUAGAGACUAUAUCUAGUGUAGCAGCAUCAGUACCUGUUAUAGGGACUAUAUCUAGUGUAGCAGAAUCAGUACCUGUUAUAGAGACUAUAUCUAGUGUAGCGGCAUCAGUACCUGUUAUAGAGACUAUAUCUAGUGAAGCAGCAUCAGUACCUGUUGUAGGGACUAUAUCUAGUGUAGCAGAAUCAGUAGCUGUUAUAGGGACUAUAUCUAGUGUAACGGCAUCAGUACCUGUUAUAGGGACUAUAUCUAGUGUAGCAGCAUCAGUAGCUGUUAUAGGGACUAUAUCUAGUGUAGCGGCAUCAGUACCUGUUAUAGGGACUAUAUCUAGUGUAGCGGCAUCAGUACUUGUUAUAGGGACUAUAUCUAGUGAAGCGGCAUCAGUACUUGUUAUAGGGACUAUAUCUAGUGAAGCGGCAUCAGUACCUGUUAUAGGGACUAUAUCUAGUGUAGCGGCAUCAGUACCUGUUAUAGGGACUAUAUCUAGUGUAGCGGCAUCAGUACCUGUUAUAGGGACUAUAUCUAGUGAAGCGGCAUCAGUACCUGUUAUAGGGAUUAUAUCUAGUGUAGCGGCAUCAGUACCUGUUAUAGGGACUAUAUCUAGUGUAGCGGCAUCAGUACCUGUUAUAGGGACUAUAUCUAGUGUAGCAGCAUCAGUACCUGUUAUAGGGACUAUAUCUAGUGUAGCGGCAUCAGUACCUGUUAUAGGGCCUAUAUCUAGUGAAGCAGCAUCAGUACCUAUUAUAGGGACUAUAUCUAGUGUAGCAGAAUCAGUAGCUGUUAUAGGGACUAUAUCUAGUGUAGCAGCAUCAAUACCUGUUAUAGGGACUAUAUCUAGUGAAGCAGCAUCAGUACCUGUUAUGGGGACUAUAUCUAGUGUAGCAGAAUCAGUAGCUGUUAUAGGGACUAUAUCUAGUGUAGCAGCAUCAAUACCUGUUAUAGGGACUAUAUCUAGUGUAGCGGCGUCAGUACCUGUUAUAGGGACUAUAUCUAGUGAAGCAGCAUCAGUACCUGUUAUAGGGACUAUAUCUAGUGUAGCAGCAUCGGUACCCCGGUACAACAAUGAGUUGGGUUAUUGGCUGGCUACGGGAUAUAAUAGUAGGUUGGAAAGAGAAGCCGUACUGAAGAGUUUUCGGCAGUAA